This is a messenger RNA of Diutina rugosa, 1653 nucleotides long. RefSeq lists its product as uncharacterized. Lineage: Eukaryota; Fungi; Ascomycota; Pichiomycetes; Serinales; Debaryomycetaceae. The transcript has a single exon. The record is from RefSeq and is a predicted model, not a curated record. The coding region runs from base 1 to 1653 and encodes 550 amino acids.
AUGAAUGGAGUAUUAGCUCGUAUCAUCAGCAAAACCGCCCCUCCCCAUCCGCCACUAUCAACAGUGUGCACUUUCCCAAAAUUAUCACAAUCAUAUUUAUCGGCAGGCUCAAUAUCGAACUUCGACGCAGCAAAAUCGGUUACUCUGUUCCACCGCCAGUUGUAUCCACUUCGAUCAUGUACAUCCCCCAUAAUUGCCCCUGAAGUGGGGCAGAACAAGGGCAUUGACUAUGUAUCCAACUACUGCAAAUAUCUCAGCGUGAAUCACAAUCGAAUUUUCGAGUCGUUUGCCUCGAUGGAUGCGGCCACUCGUCAGGGGCUUCCUGAUCAACUGUUGCACGACUUAGUAGAUCGAUUUCUCAUGGGGAAACGUGAUUUUGUUGUGGCUAAUGGUGUUACAGAAUCUCUGAAGGUAGUCAAUCGCUACAGUUAUUUUGAAAUGAUACAAUACCGCCGAGAGUAUCUUGAAAUGCUCAAUCAAAUUCUUGAUGAAUAUCAAGCUCGAGGACACCGUUUAUCCAAUGCUCAGCAAGCUAAGUAUUUAUUCUUCACCUUUUUCCGAGAUACUAAGCUAAUUACGAAAUGGUUUACUGAAGACGAAUUGGUGUAUCCACGAUUCGGUAAGCAAACAUGGGAAUCAAUAUUAAGCUCAAUCAGUGAUCAGAGUAAGGAAGAUCAGGCAUCUAUUCGUGCAGUGCUUUUGCUCCAUGCAUUUCGCCACAAUCGACCUCAGGAUGAAAUUGCUCAACUCGCCACCAGUGGGAAUGCUAAUUUGGACUUGGUGAAGGUGAUGGUCAAUGAAUGUGAGGAUGAAACGUACGUCGAAAGCUUGCUUUCGGAGUGGAUCCCAGAACUUGAUGUUGUUGAUAUGAAUUUGGUGAACGCAGUUUUACAACGAUGUCAACCAGAAGAUGUUGUUGCGGCUGUGUCUGCAUUACUACCUGACGAGAUUCCUGAUUUCGGCAGCGACGAGUUAUAUCUGGUUCAACUACAAUACACCUUCGAGGACUCUUCUCUCUAUUCCGAACUUGUGGCCCUGGCUAAUGAGCAAUUUUCACUUGUUGCUACUGAUAAAACAUAUCGCAUGUGGCUCCAAGCUCUUUUAGCUCAAAAUUGCAAAUUUCAGGCCAUUGAAUCGGUACUCAAGAUAAUGAGAAGCUUCGGCGUUUUACCCUCGACGAAGACUUGGCUUUUGUUGUUUCGCCACAAGCAUUGGUCGAUUGAAGAGUACAGUUACUUGGUGGAGUACUUCGUAAGUGUUCACAAUCAAAUGAACGCAAAACGCUUAGACACAAACCAUGCGGAUGCAUUUGAUUCUAACAGUAUUUCCCCUCAACUCAUGGAAAUGGUAAACAAAGCGUGCUCCUAUCCGAUGGACCAUUUACCACUUGCAAGAGCCAAGAUAAUCAAGUUGACAGAUGAACUCUUGGAUGAGAUCAUUGAUGGGUUUCUAGAAUUGAACAAGACUAAAUCCACUUUGAAAUGGUAUGAGCAUGAGCGUGAUGAAAUGCAAAGGGAACUCUCUCAGUACCGUGGCCCUCUGGCAAAAAUUUAUCGAGAAGGAUCUAAGCAAACACAGGCUCACGUUGACGAAAUUGAGGAAUUGAAGAAAGUGUGGUUAUUGAAGUUAUCUACAGGGCCGUAUUUCGAAUAA